AUGCCUCUCCCAACCCUCCAAAAACUAACCUCAGCUCUCACCAUCUCCACCCCAUCCCGUCUAAACAUCGGCCUAAGCGCCCUUGCCCUCCUAACCACAACACUCCUAGUCCCCAAAGCCUACCACGACUACAAGAUCUUCAAAUCCUACGGUCCAGGCGGUGUCCCAAAUAACGCCCUGGGAUGGAUUCUCGUGCGCAUAUUCUUCCAGCCGUUCGGGCGCGAGAUGCUCAGUACGGACGAGUAUGUGCGGCGGAUUGCGGCGGUGGAGGGUCACGGGAAGGGUGAUGAGGGCUUUUUGAUCUUGUCGGAGGACCAGCUUGGUUGUAGGACGGAGCAGGGGAGGCCGGUUGUUGGGCCUCAUGUUGUGCCGCAGAGGCAGCUGACACAGUUGCCGGAUGAGCUUAUUAUGGAGAAAUUCGUUGCUGUUUUCAAUGCUUUCGGUCUGCGCAAUCAUCACCUCGUGAAGAUGUCACGUUCGAGGCUUGAGAAACAUGCCCCGGCCCUCUUCCUUGCUGAUCAUAUUCCUUCAUCUGCAAUUCUGGAUGGUGAGAUUGCUCAUCUUCAUUCGGGAAAUGACCAUUCUGCACAUGUUGUCCUUGCUCCGGCUGAUUGUAUCAAAGUAAUUGAAGCAGGUUGGGGCCAGCGACACGCUUUCUCGGGCUCAUCGGCCAUGACUUACCUCUCCCUUGGUACACGGCCUGAUAUCCCAGCCGAGUAUCUUCUGAUCUAUGCGCCCCGGACAGAGGCAGAGAUCGAGACUGUCAUGCAGAUUAUCGCGGCGGCAGUAAAGUUCAUGACUGGGAGGGAGGAUGUUCGGUAG
Penicillium nucicola is the source of this 822-nucleotide messenger RNA. RefSeq lists its product as uncharacterized. The coding region runs from base 1 to 822 and encodes 273 amino acids. The record is from RefSeq and is a predicted model, not a curated record. The transcript is spliced from 3 exons. Lineage: Eukaryota; Fungi; Ascomycota; Eurotiomycetes; Eurotiales; Aspergillaceae.